AUGCUUCCCUAUAGACAGUGUAUCAGCAACAGCUCAAGAGUGGUCAGUCAGUUAAGGCGACCUAGUGUGAGAAUUGCUACUCAGAUCAAUGUGCUCGUGAGAGCUCAGUCUACUCAAGCAGCCGCCACGGAGCCAGUCUCAGUCCCGGAAACUUCAAAGUCUUCAAUCACACCACAACAAAAGCCGAAAUCUGCUUCCACCCCUAAACCAAGAAAAGUAAAUCACAAGUUAAAUGAUAUCUCCCAGCAGAUCAAGCAGACAAUGAAGUCUGACACCGGUUUGAAUGAAGCGAAGGAAAUUUUUGAAGAGGGUAUUUCAUUUCUUCGUGAAGUUCAACAAAACGAAUAUAUAUCAGACCGAGACUUGUAUAAUGCUUUCUUGCCAUUGGCCACGGAACUCCUCAAAAGAGCCAAGCAAUCAGGCGCUGAUUUAGAAGAGUACCUCGCAUUGUUUGUGAAAUACCGUGUCGCCCAUCAAUAUCAUUUUACUGACGUUGCUGCAAACUUGUUGAAAAAUGAGGAUGGGAAAUCAGCCACUUACCAAAAAAUUAUUCAAAUGUGGGUUAUGUUUAUUGAAUACGACAAGUUGAAUUUUAUACCAAAUGCGUUUGUUGAAACUAGCGAUCCAAGAAUCAGGUACAACAAAUACCAACUCCCCCACAUAGUUUACUACGCUUAUGUUUUGUCAUGUAUGUUACAGAGCAUACCAUAUUCAGAGAAAGAUGCACUUCGGUUCUUUGAAACUAAUAAAGUGCCCUUUUACAAUGAGGUGAGGAAUACUCUUUCCAACUAUGGUGUUUUCAAUAGACUUGAGUUUGAAAAAUUUAGAGAAUGCCUAGAAGAUGAUAGAAAAUCCAGAGUUGAUCCGAACAGUUUACACAUGUUGAGUAGAAUAAAUCGUGCCACUGACCGAAAAUUGUUGGAUGUGAUUUACGCUGAAAUUGCCGAGAUUUGUGAAAAACGUGAUUUGAAAAUUGAGGAGAGGAUUAUGGUGCAAUUGAUGGAAAAGUAUCUUUAUUAUGAUGAAUAUGAUCAAGUGUUUAGCAUGUUUCAAAACAUUAUGAAGUCUGGCAUUUCACCCUCGAUUGAUGCUUGGAAUUUGGUUCUCAAAGCCAUGAUUAAUCCUAAUAGAUUCAACAAUGCAUCACCAAAACAAAAGGAAGAGUUUAUGCAAAAAUUUGAGCGUACCCUUAAAACAAUUCUUGCAAGCGGUCUCAAAUACAACGUAAAUACUUUGAGUUCAAUCAUUAGUGCUUAUGCGAUUGCAAAUAAAUUCGACAUUGCUGAAGACUAUGCUAAACAAUACGCUGGAUUAGGAAUUAAUGAUGCAGCAAAAGAUGGAAUUUUGAGAGGAUUGAUUUUCAAUGAUAAAAUCGCUGAAGCUGAAGCGAAAAUGCAAGAGUAUAUCAAAGACGGCACCAAUUACAAACCAAAUGUUGGUGUUAUGAAUGAUUUCCUCACCUACUAUUUCAAAAAGCAAAAUUACAAUGCCAUCUUUGGUAUCAAUGAUUUUAUGAAGCAACAUGGGAUUGAGGAGAAUGUUGUUACGUUGACCACUAUGAUUAAUGCAUAUUUCAAGUACCUUGUUUCCAUUGGGAAAAGUCCUAAUCUCGGGGACUUUUUACAAUCAUUAAAGGGUGCGAAAUCACUCAAUGAACACUCUUUUGCAUCUGUAUUGAAUGGGUUGAUCCAGUCAGCCAACAUUGAUGCUGCAAGACAGUUGUAUAAAGUGUUGAAGAGAAAAUUCCCUAGAUCUGCGUGGAUUCAGAGUAACAUGUUGACAGCUGAGAUAACCUUGGGUGAUGUCGUCGCAGCUGAGCAAAUUUUUGUCCAUUACAUUACCAAAAUUAGAAAUGACCCCAUUAUUUGGAACACAAUGUUGAGAAACGUUUUACUUCGUGAUGAGAAUAAGGCAUUGGAAUACUACGAAAAGAUGAAAAAAGCUGGUGAUGUCAAGCCCAAUGAGUAUACAUACUAUUUCCUUCUUGAUUAUUUUUACAAGAAACAAAACAAACAGGUGGUGAAGAAACUUGUGGAUGAUUUGGCCCAAAGUUCCUUAACUUCGUAUGGCACAAAGUUACCCAACGUUCUUUCUCAAAUCCAUAAAACAGUUGUCGAACUCCCAUCACCAAUCUUGGUCAAAAUGAAAAGAAACUCGUAA
Molecule: messenger RNA, 2160 nt
Organism: Lodderomyces parapsilosis
Lineage: Eukaryota; Fungi; Ascomycota; Pichiomycetes; Serinales; Debaryomycetaceae
Exons: 1
Coding region: 1-2160 (719 amino acids)
Molecular function (GO): protein binding
Source: RefSeq, a predicted model, not a curated record